GCAGGACCUACUCAGGGCUUUAAAACCUGCAGACACGCUGCUGCCUCCAAACUGCCUGGGGGGUGAUGAGCUGAAGUGUCUGGCAGAGAGCGCAGCAUGAGACUCCAGCUGGAGAAGCAGCUUCUCUUCUUCUCCCUUCUCUGCACCCUUUCCAAGGUGUGCGCCCAGCUGUGCCAGAGACCGUGCUACUGCCCCUGGGCCCCCCCCCGCUGCCCCCGCGGGUCGCCCCUCGUCCUGGACGGCUGCGGCUGCUGCAAGAUCUGCGCGCGGCGCCUGGGCGAGCCCUGCGACUUCCUCGCCGUGUGCGACCGGAGCCAGGGCCUCGUCUGCGACUACAGCGCCGCGCGCGCGGGCCCGGCGGGAACCUGCCACCUUGAAGAUGAUGAGGAGAGCUGCGAAGUGAAUGGCAAGGUCUAUCAAGAUGGGGAGGUUUUCCAGCCCAGCUGCAAGCUCCAGUGCCGCUGCCUGGACGGAGGUGUCACCUGCAUCCCGCUGUGCCAGGAGGACGUCCGCCUGCCCACCCCGGACUGCCCCUACCCGCGGCGUGUGGACGUCCCGGGGAAGUGCUGCCAGGAGUGGAUCUGUGAGACCCGGGAGCAGCCGCUGCUCCGAGACGCCGUGGCAGUGCCCAGGGCCCCGGGGCAGGCCCCCCUGGCCCUCCCCUACCCCUGUGAGGAGUGGAGCACAGAGUGGAGCACCUGCUCGGCCACCUGCGGCAUGGGCUUCUCCACCCGUGUGUCCAACCAGAACCGCUACUGCCGUCUGGAGACGCAGAGACGGCUGUGCGUGGUCAGGCCCUGCCAGGCUCCGCUGGGAGCAUCCCCUGUGAGGGGAAGAGGAGGUCGCUUGUAGCCAUGCCCGCCCCGUUCGCAGCCUGGAGCCAACGCCUCGUCCCGGCAAAGCGUCUGACACAAGCCCCCGGCCCUGUGGUUUCAGUGGAGAUGGAGGACAUGUCCCCUGGGAAACUAGGGAAGAAUGGAUGGACCUUGGCUGCAAAGAAGAGUGGAGAAUCGAGAUUAAGAUCCCCGUUUCACCUGGCACCUGCCCCGUCGUGUGCACCCCAGUUCCCCUCGGCAGGGCUGCUGGCCAGCGAGGAAAGCGUCCCCGAGCCCCAGCCUGCGCAGUAGCAGCACGCCCGUAUCGCAGCUCGGGACUGUUACUGUAACACGGCCGCUGCAGCCGUGCUUUGGGGCUAGGGCGAGUCCCAGGAUGAGGCUUUGGGAAAGCCCUUUGCUGGAGGGGACAGGGAGGAAGGAGCAGGGAGGUGGCCAGGCCAGCUCCUUCUUGUGGUCCCGGCCACAUCAGGAGGGACUCUCGCAAGUGGCACCAUCCCGCAGUCACCUCCAGGCCUCUCUGCGGGGACAUCAAGCCAGGCCAGGGAUGCAUCCUGCCCCGUUUCCACCCUCUGAGCUGUGUCUGCUCCUCCUGAGAGGUAGGAUGGCAACCUGGGCUCCCCAGGGGACAUCGUGUGACACAGCCUCAUGCAGAGGUCUGGGGAAACGGGGAAAUCCCUGCCUCCGAGCAGGAACCCACCCGAGAAACCAGGAAUUGCUCCUUUGCAGGACAGGGGCUGGGACUGGUGGGGUUUUUGGAGAGGGCCAGGUGAUGCUGUUCCUCCGCUGUGUGCCACGCACCCAGCUCUGCUCCGUGGCUACGCGGGGGCUGAGAGAGACCGCCUCAAGCAUCAGGUAGACCACAUCCCUCGCGGGACCCGCCUCGCCCGACCCGCUGGGAACGGGGCGGGCAGGACGGGCCUCGCACCACAGGUUAUCUCCGCUUCAGGUUGCACAGCUCCACAGUUCGCACGCACUCAGUUAUCCCACAAUAUCCGCCCAGCAAACGGCCGCGUUUCUGGGCAUCGGCAGAGGCGUCCUCCUCAUGGCAGCUCCAGUUCACCUUCCCCGCGUCUCUCCAGAAUAAACACAAACCUUCCUGCUC
Messenger RNA from Rhea pennata, 1938 nucleotides. It is a transcript of the gene CCN5, whose product is annotated as cellular communication network factor 5. The coding region runs from base 97 to 852 and encodes 251 amino acids. Lineage: Eukaryota; Metazoa; Chordata; Aves; Rheiformes; Rheidae. The transcript has 5 exons. Gene Ontology annotation, cellular component: extracellular matrix; extracellular region. Gene Ontology annotation, molecular function: heparin binding; integrin binding. Gene Ontology annotation, biological process: cell adhesion; signal transduction. The record is from RefSeq and is a predicted model, not a curated record.